This is a messenger RNA of Phytophthora sojae, 1428 nucleotides long. RefSeq lists its product as hypothetical. The transcript has a single exon. Gene Ontology annotation, biological process: carboxylic acid transport; transmembrane transport. NCBI's taxonomy places the organism in Eukaryota, Oomycota, Peronosporomycetes, Peronosporales, Peronosporaceae. Bases 1 to 1428 code for a protein of 475 amino acids. The record is from RefSeq and is a predicted model, not a curated record. Gene Ontology annotation, molecular function: carboxylic acid transmembrane transporter activity. Gene Ontology annotation, cellular component: plasma membrane.
AUGAACAAGUACCUGGUGCGAGGCCUCGGCUUCUUCAACGAUGCCUACGACCUCUUCGUCAUGAACAUCAUCAACGUCGUGCUCACCGAGCAGUACGGCAAGCACGUGUACACGUCGUACGUCAAGUCGUGGGUGUCCGCCGCUGCUAUCAUCGGCGCUGUCAUCGGCCAGCUGCUGUUCGGCUUUUUGGGCGACGUCUUCGGUCGCAAGGUCAACAUGAUCGCUACGUGUGUGCUGCUGAUCGUCGGCAGCAUUCUGUGUACCGUUGCGUACGGAGGUGAUGGCAGUGCGACGCUGUGGUUCCUGGUGGUGGCGCGUGUCAUCUUGGGCAUUGGUAUCGGCGGUGAAUACCCGCUGGCCGCUUCGUCGUCUGCUGAAGACUCGACGUCGAGUGCAGAGCGCAACACUCGGGUUGCCACUACGUUCUCGCUGCAGGGAGUGGGUCAGGUGGUGGCUGCUUUGCUCGGUAACCUGCUUGUGGAGGCGCUUGCUGAUGGAAAGUCGGGUGAGAACAGCGACUCUCGUCUAGAGACGGUGUGGCGUCUGCUGUUCGCUAUCGGUUGCAUCCCUGCUGCCGUCAUCUGCUACUACCGCAUCACCGCUGAGGAGACCGAAGCGUACAAGGCGAUGCAGGAGCGUUCGGCUGCUGUGACUCGCGUGGGUGCUGAGAAGAAGGCUCGGUUGUCGUUCAUUCUUCGCCACUACUGGGUCAGCCUGCUCGGUACGGCCGGCACGUGGUUCCUGUUCGACAUCAUCUACUACGCGCAGAACCUCUUCUCCGCCAGUAUUUUGUCGGUUAUCGGCGUCAAGAACUCGUCGCUCCAGCAGGUGACGACCAUGAACGCGUUCGUGGCGCUUUUGGCUUUGCCUGGUUACUACGUGGCCAUCUACUUCAUCAACAGUCUGGGCCGCAAGAAGAUGGCGCUGCAGGGUUUCUUCUUCAUGGGCGUCCUCUGUUUGAUCCUGGCCAUCUUCUGGGACGACCUGCAGGACCAGACUGUGCUCUUCAUCGUGCUGUACGGCCUGACGCUAUUCUUCGCCAACUUCGGCCCCAACACGGCGACGUUCGUGCUGCCGACGGAGAUGUACCCGACUCCGAUCCGUUCGACGUGCCACGGCAUCUCGGCCGCUUGUGGCAAGGCUGGUGCGGCCAUCGGUUCGUUCGGCUUCUCCAUCUGGGUGUCGAACGAGAGCUUCGGGUAUGAUGGUGCCUUCUACACGUUCUGCGCCAUCGCCUUCGUGUCGAUCCCGUUGACGUGGUUCUGCGUGUUCGACAACGAUGUGCCGAUCGAGGAGAUGGACGCCGAGUUCUACCGCAAGCUGCACGGCGAGGACGUGUUCACGCGCGACUCGUUUGCCUCGAAGGGCGCUGAGCUGGACAAGGAAUCUGGCUACAAGUCUGCCACGACCCCGAGCGUGUCGUCUUAA